Messenger RNA from Staurois parvus, 332 nucleotides. NCBI's taxonomy places the organism in Eukaryota, Metazoa, Chordata, Amphibia, Anura, Ranidae. The record is from the annotation of a GenBank genome assembly.
AGGAGUUUUCUUUCUGCUCCAGGUGGAUACAGAACCCCUGAUAUCGGUCUUGACAAUGCAGAUUAGCCCUGUGCUGAUCACAUGCACUCUCCCAAAAAAAAACAAAAAACUUUCUAGCCAUACACACCAAACUAAGCAUGUUCAGAGUGUCUCCACACUGUUAUCAGGAGCUAGGAGGGAGACGCUGGAAGGGGAGGAUCAGAGAAGAUAGGAUCAAAUAGUGUUUUUACACAAUGCAGAGGAUUAACCCCUUAGGUUCCACAGUGAGUAUAACAAGCAUGCUUUUCUGCAUAUACAGACUGAUUUUACGGUUGUGGGUUUAGUAACACUUU